UUGUAGCAGAACCUCCAUCAGAAGGAUUAAGAUGAGCAACACGAUCAACUAAGAUUCUUUCUGCUUCUACUGUAUAUGAAAGAGGUCCAACAAAAAAAAAGUGUAUCGAGUGGUUUGUGUUGAUUGAAGAGUACACAAGUAGCUAACUUUAUCGGAGAAAGGUAUAAUCACUAAAACUUUAAAUUCUUAAUUUAGUGGAGUUUGAAUAUCUUAGAUAUUCAUCCGUAGUGAAGUAGGUUCUGUGAAUAUACAUGUACUGCGGUCGGAUGGGUGGAUAGUUUUAAUAUUGUUUUGUUAGUUUUGUAUUAUUUUGUGUGUUUGUUUUUUGUUUUUUGCAUGUUUAAAAUUUUUGGGAACGUCCAAUUACAGUUGUUAUGCUGUCGAAAUUUCGGUCGAAUUAGGAUAAAUUUCAUUAAAAAUACAUAAAUUUUAGAUAAAAAAUGUAAGAACUUAGUGAAAAUUUAUAUGUGUGGUGAUUAAUAAAUACACAUUCAAACAAAUAAUUUAAUAAAGUUUUUUUUUUCUUUUUUAGAAGUUGCAAAAUGGAUAGAAAUUGGAUGAGUGCGAAUAGAUUAUCAGCAGAGUAUAAGGAAGGUGUUGACUUUUUUUUGGAUUUUUGUCAUAAGCACGCAAAAAAUCCAAAGUUGAUUCUUUGUCCUUGUCUUAAAUGUGGUAACAUGGAGCGUAUGAAUACUAGUAAAAUAAAGGAGCAUUUAUUUAGGAACGGAAUAGACAAGAGUUAUAAGGUUUGGUGUUACCACGGGGAAAAUAUUAGAGUUCAUGGCGAGGAAACAUCUAAGUCUAAGAAGGUUAAGAAUGUUAACUUGGAUUAUCAGGAUGAUCACAUUCCAGAAAUGAUAGGAGAUGCACAAUUUCAAUCAAAUGUCGAUCCAUUGGAAUUUCAAAAUUUUGUAGAGGAUGCUGAGAAACCUAUUUACCCUAAUUGUAAUAGGUUUACUAAAUUGUCUACGCUUGUUAGAUUAUACAAUAUAAAAGGGAAACAUGGGUGGAGUGAUAGAAGUUUUACGGAUUUACUAGCUUUUCUAGUAGAGUUAUUACCUGAAGGUAAUGAGAUGCCUUUGUCUUUCUACGAGGCAAAGAAGACACUGUCUUCCUUAGGUAUGCAAUAUGAAAAGAUACAUGCAUGUCCUAAUGAUUGCAUUCUAUAUCGUAAGAGUUUUGUGGAUGCAAUAUCGUGUCCCACGUGCGGUGAGUCUAGGUGGCAAAAGAAAAAGAAUUCUGAUGAGGUAAAGAUUGGUGUCCCUGCAAAGGUAUUAUGGUACUUACCCCCAAUACCUCGUUUGGUUCGAUUCUUUCGAAAUGUCAAUCAUGCAAAAAAUUUGACCUGGCAUGCCACCGAUAGAAAACUAGAUGGUAAGAUGAGACAUCCACUCGACUCCCCGCUUGGAAAACAAUCGAUGCUAGGUGGCCUCGAAUUUGCAAAUGAACCUAGGAAUAUCCGUCUUGGUCUUUCUGCAUGGAAUUAA
Molecule: messenger RNA, 1487 nt
Organism: Cannabis sativa
Lineage: Eukaryota; Viridiplantae; Streptophyta; Magnoliopsida; Rosales; Cannabaceae
Exons: 2
Coding region: 543-1487 (314 amino acids)
Source: RefSeq, a predicted model, not a curated record